This is a messenger RNA of Exophiala xenobiotica, 6007 nucleotides long. RefSeq lists its product as uncharacterized. Lineage: Eukaryota; Fungi; Ascomycota; Eurotiomycetes; Chaetothyriales; Herpotrichiellaceae. Gene Ontology annotation, molecular function: GTPase activator activity. The record is from RefSeq and is a predicted model, not a curated record. Gene Ontology annotation, biological process: positive regulation of autophagy; negative regulation of TORC1 signaling; intracellular signal transduction. Gene Ontology annotation, cellular component: GATOR1 complex. The transcript has a single exon. The coding region runs from base 219 to 5912 and encodes 1897 amino acids.
GAAGAAUCUUUUUCAUUCGACCCAGUACCUGUCCGGGGAGAACGUGGACCAUUCGUCCAAGCCUGAUGAAAAUUGAGGCUACGCUAUCCCUCGUCAGCGGACGUCAUGAUCUCCCACUUUAACAGGAGCCCUUACGCCUUGGUCGCCAGUUAUGAGUACGGAAUUCUCCCGAUAUCAUUAUGAAAAGCAGCAUGAUCUAAGCAUCGACUCGUCCCAAUAUGCAGGACUCACAUCGGCAUCGUCGAACGAGCAGCGGCUCCACGGUGAGAGUCGCGGCACAGUCUCAUUCGGGGUUGGGCGAUGGCGCUCACAACACUCAAGUCACUCCACCAGUCCGCGCUGCACUCUGGGUCCACGAUGACAAUUUCUCAUCUGAGGAUGUGCUCAUCAACGAGACCUGUCUCGGGGGUUCAGACAUACGCGAAGGCAGCUUGAUUGAGAUAUUUCCCGAGAAAGAGACCUCGGAUGUUCGCGACUUCCAGUCGCCUACCAAUGCGACUGAAAGAGCGAGACUCGAUGCCAACUCAGGCUCUGAGCCGCGCUAUCUCUGCAUCACCAAAUUCGCACCAGCGGAACUCACAGCGAGACAGGCAAGUCUGCAAGUCUCGAUCAAAGCCAACAUCGCCACAACAUUCGGUCUUCGGUCGCGUUCCCAAGUAUGGAUUAAGCCUGCUUCCUUCGAAGACCGCACGGCUUCCCAUGUCGAGUUCAGCUUUAGAGACGCGUACUUGGCAAGGUCCGAUAUGUGGCGGCUUGUUGGUCAAGAAUUGGCAGGAAGAACAAUCUACACAGGACAGAAGAUCACUUUUCUAGGCACAAUCAAGCUCACAGUGAAGUCGAUACAUGUCCAGAGCCAUAAAGUGCCCACAGCAUACUUCGCAGGCACCACCAUCCCCAUCUUCCGCAGCGAGGCUGCACGAUACGUGCUUUUCAUACAGAUGUCCAGUGAAAUGUGGGACUUUGACUCUGAGGGGAAUGGCGAGAUAAUGUUUAACCGCGUCAUCAAUGGCUUCCUGCCUGAGCUCUUUAAGAGGUGGACUGACUUGGAUGUCCGCCACUUGGUCAGCAUUGUCAUGUUCGGCCGCCUAGAAUACGACCGCUUCGACCUCGCCAGGAACAAGGACCGACGGCUAGAGACAGCUUCGGUCACAGGGGCUCCCAACAUGACCGCGAGGCAAUAUCAAGAUUUCUACCGAGUUGUUGUUACGGACAUGGCCAGUGCACAGUGGACAACCAUUUUGAACGAACUCAAAAAAGAUUUUCGUGUCUUUCUGAGAGAUAUAUCCCUUCAUACUUCAAGCAACAACGAAAUAGCGAUCAAAGACGCAAAGAGCAACGCCACACGUAUAGCUGGAAGGCCAAGCACUGCCCUGAAGGGCAAUAUCCUGGAAGCCAUCAACAUUGCUUGUGCACAAUUCGCCAAUGACUUCGUUGACCGUGAUCUGAUUCGUACCGGCGUGUCAGUUGUGGUCAUCAGUGCUGGGACUGGUGUGUUUGAAGUCAACCGUGAUCUUCUCAAUUUGACUUCGCAGAACCUAACCAACAAUGGCGUUGGAAUUGACAUUGUCUGCCUGUCUCGAAUGCCGCUGCACUCGGUGCCACUAUUCAAAUAUCGACAUGCGCCCGUUGAAGACUCUACCCAACUCUCUAUCCCCUCCGGCCUCAACAUCAGUCCGCGGCGAUCUGGAUCAGGUCCAGCCUUCUACGAUUCCAGCCAACCCCGAAAGCUCUCACCAGCUUUGUCCUCCAUCACGUCCAACAGUCUUCGACACUUCACCAGUCACAUCUCAGGGCAGACCUGGGAUGGCGUGCAUGGAUGGUGCUUCGGAAUACCUCAAUGGGUUGAUCUUUCGUACUGGUCCGCUGAAGACGAGUAUCUGGACGUCAUAGCUCGCGAAGAUGAGCCCAAGCAUAAAUCUAUGCAAGCAAAAAGAAAGAAGCAUCCUUUUGUCCCACGAGUUAGGAUGUAUGAGAUCCAAAUGAUGGGACUCAUGGAACUGGGACUGGCAGACAUGAGCAUUCCCUUCAUGAGUGAAACGCAAAACGCAGCGGCAAGCAAGUCCACCCGCUUUAAAUCCAAAACCCGGCGUGCGAGUGCUGCCAGGAGUCUAUCUCAUUCUCCAACGAUAUCACGCAGGAUCAGAUCCAGGAUCGAUCCUGUUCCUUCCAAUCAAGGGCUUCUGUCUACGCACGCGAAAGCUCUAGGGGAUAUUUUUGACCGUAUGGAGAACUAUGAUUCCACGUUAUUUCGCUCACGGCCGGGUCACCAGAUGCUAGCUAAAGGCUUCAAACAAGCUUCAAGUCUCACAAAAAGCACUGAUUUUGUUUCCUCUAAACUCCCAAGCAAGGUCCGACCCACGGCUGAGGAGACUAACCCCGAGUCCAAGCUGACGAAAGUGCUGUCCCAUAAACCUCUCAACACUCCUUUCCGACCUCAUCUACCUUCAUUGGUCUCAGUAGAUGCAUCAGACCAAUCGAUUCCACACAAGCGAACGUCAGAGCCUUCAAAGGUAAACCGUAAUCUCAGCUACUCUUUGCGAGGUUUGGCUCCUCCAGUCAGGGCUGUAGCUAGUACGGAGGUUAACACCACCAACGUACAAGCGCAACCGUUGAUGAGCAAGCUAAUUGGCAAAUCGAAACCGACAGUUGCCACCUCGGCCGCAAGCAUUCGAUCGGUGUCCACGGCCAGUGUCGUUGGUGAGAAAGAUCUUGGUGAAAAUUCACGGACGGAAAGUACAAACACUACACCGGCUAGACGUGCAGCAGGUGUGCCUUCAAAACCAAUCUCUAUCAACACGCCAUUACGGAAGCACCACGAUGAUAGGUUUACCGAGUCAAUUCGGUCGGGUUCAACAUCUCGCCAUGCCCAAACAGAAGUUAGUGGCGCCAAAGAGGACUCUGGGACUGACAAAGGGUCAGAGAGCGAGGCGUCUGGCACGUCCGCCGGCAGCGCUGAAGAUGACAGUGACAGUGUAGAAGCGGAUGACAGCUGGCUCGGAACAUCCGUGGCAAGUUCGGUGCCCAAAAGCAAUCUCCCUUACGUGCGGAAUGUCAACGCUUCGAAUCCAUUGAAGCGUCACCCAGAGCGAGAAUCGUUUUUCGGCAGAUGGCAACAUCUGUAUCCACGAAAGCCACGUGCUGCAACCGUUAAAUGGCGUUCAUUGUGUACUCCCGCUUCAGUCCCGUUGACAACAUCGGACUUCCCCUCGAGACAGGACCUCCAAACCGAGUACGACUCAAUGACUUACGACGUGCAUCUUGAAAUGUCCAACGACAUGCUUGAAGUUCCGGAGUCGCGAGAUACACUGCUGAGGGAAAUGCUGGCCCUACGAUUCUCCCAUGGCUACCAACUAGUCAUCGGUCCAUCCUUGGUUGAAUCUGUUGGGCCCGGCACCUGCGACAGUUCGGCAUUCUUCACGAGCGAUGUGGUGCGACCCGACGGCUCUUUCAUAUUCUUAUCCAUGGGCAAUACGAUCCAAAAAUUGUCCCUGGAGAAAUCAGAUCGCAUUCGAGUCACCCGAUACGUGCGGAAGCAGCCCGCUGUACAACCUCAAUAUCCCCAGCAGAUCAACUAUUAUCCAAACAUCAGAACCAUCCUCUCCGAAAAUUACGCCAUACGAGAUAUGCAGUUCAAAGGGUUCUCCGAGCAGUACCCAUGGGAGGCCGCAGAUAAUUACCUCUCGGAUGUAGGCAAGCAGGCCGAGGCAGAUAUCAAAGCUCUUCGGUUCUGGCGCGCCCGUUUUGUGCUGAUUCCAGUUGAACCGCCUACAAGCGCCCGCAGAGCAGUGCCGUCGGAAGGUGAAGAGAACGAAGAGGAGAUACAUCUACGCGGCAUCCGGGCUUUGACCCAGAUGUGGCAAAAGGCUCGCUACGUACCACCUGACGAGAGAAGACCUGCUCAGAUUCGUGCGAGUACCUUGAAGCGAAAGGAUCGAAAUCCGUUGAGUAUCAACUUGGAAACCCUCAAUCCAUCUGAGUUGGUGGCAACGGAGCUCGAUAAGCUACUUGCUGCAGAAGAAGCCGGUGAAGUACAGCCCACUCAGCUCCUCCCUGAAGAGGAUCAGUUCGAUAGAGAUAGCUUCAGCUUGUCCAAAUUAGCGCAAGCCUUGCAAAGCGACAAAGGGAUCGAGAUCAAGAACCGGCGAUGGCAUCUGCGGCUGCACUAUAGCUGUUUCAUGGGAGAAGAUCUGACCAACUGGCUGGUGCAUAAUUUCAGGGACAUUGAAACUCGAGAUGAGGCGGUCGAGCUCGGCAAUGAUUUGAUGAAAGAAGGCUUGUUUGAACACGUCAACAGCCGGCAUAACUUCAAAGACGGCAAUUACUUCUACUCUAUCAAGCCUGAAUGGCGCUUUCAGCGACCAGAGGCCAGACAGUCCUGGUUUCCGGCAAGUCGACGAUCAGAUCGGUCGGUGCCUGCAACGCCUAUCAACGAGCAACCGCCGCGCGAAAUGUUCACCGGGCGGACACGGUCAGGGUCGAGUCUGGCGAAUCAAGCGCAAGUCAGCUCCGAAAUAGCGAAGUCGCUGGGCGACAAGAAGAGACGGACCGUCACGUUGAGCAAAAUGAUCCGCAUCGAUGUUGAUACCAGAAAACGCUCCAACAGGCACGAGAUCAUCAAUUUGCACUACGACAGACUGCACAACCCAGAGAACUGUUAUCACCUUGAACUAGCCUGGCUGAACGUGACCUCCAAGCUUGUCGACGAUGCCAUUGUCAGUUGGACGACUCAAGCUGAAAGAUAUGGCUUGAAGCUCGUCGAGGUCCCAAUAGCAGAAGCUUCGGAGGUUCCCAAACACGAACCCUUCCGCGCUCCCUAUCGCAUCAGAUUAGCCGUCGAACCCCCCCGUCGUGCGUCGGUCAGCAACGUAUAUUUCACCGCGACAUCUUUCGGCCCGCAAACACCGUUGAAUUCGGAUGUCCACCUCUACCAAAAGGCCCUUUUGAAGCGGUUCAACUUCGUCCUCGACCUCGAAGCCGCAAGCGAGUUUCCCGAAAACGUCGAGAUCAGGUACUCAUGGGGCACGCUGGAUUACAAGUAUACACAAUUCGUGCACCGGUCCGGUGUCGGGAUGGCGCAGAUCACGGAUGAAGGUGAUAUCCUCUUGCUCGCGAACAGACUGUACAACUCGCGGCUCGCCUCGGCAAAGGAUACGUCUUACAAAUUCGACAGCAGCAAGAGGGACUCAAUAACCAACGCCGCAAGCUCCAUGCUACUUCGCCUGCCACCGAGUAUUUCGACCACCACCACCCAACUCAGUCCCACGCCGAGCAUGCAAGCGUCCGGUAUUAUCGGAUUGAACGUGGCAUCUCCCAAGGCCGGGCCCUUCGCUUCACCGCUGAUCCGGCCACUAUCUCUGACGCCACUGGCAACGCCCGGUGCCGGAGCAGGAGCAGGAAUCUCGAGUCUGAGUCUCUCUUCGGCAUCCGCGUCAGGCACAGGCACAGGCACAGGCACAGGCACAGCGACCACGACAUCGGCAUCGGCAUCAUCCUCGGCCGUGAACGUCCCGCUACCGGCCACGACGGCGGCUGCUGCUAAUACGCCUCAAGUCACCGCCGACGUGUUUGGGUCGGGUCUUCGUCAGACCGUGUUUCUCGGCGGCGGCGGCGGCGGACAUAUGCUGACGCAGUACGUCACGCCCGAGCAGAUCAAGAAUGACUUGGAAGCGUUCUGUCAUGACAAGGAGCGCCUCGAAGCGUUUUAUCGGGAAGUCAGCGCCACGUUGCCGCAGAUUGUGAGUCAGAGAGACAAAGAACGCGAGAAUAGGAAGGCCGGGAGCACGGGUGGGACGAGUUCGAGUCUGCUCAGGCCCGUCAAGGAGGUCAUGGUUGAAGGCGAUAUUGGCAUUCCCGAGUUCAAACUGCCCGAGGCGGUGACCGGUGGCAAGCGUGCUGCGAAUAGGGAGCCGUGAUUUAAAUCUCUCACCAUCGAAUGAGGGCAAGCACAGAAUGAUGUAACCUUUUAAUCUGAUCAUCUUCCUAUAAAAUUCAUUCUAACAUCAUAAAG